Molecule: messenger RNA, 4123 nt
Organism: Sceloporus undulatus (fence lizard)
Lineage: Eukaryota; Metazoa; Chordata; Lepidosauria; Squamata; Phrynosomatidae
Gene: FGF2
Product: fibroblast growth factor 2
Exons: 3
Coding region: 404-886 (160 amino acids)
Biological process (GO): positive regulation of protein phosphorylation; positive regulation of gene expression; regulation of cell migration
Cellular component (GO): cytoplasm
Molecular function (GO): growth factor activity; fibroblast growth factor receptor binding
Source: RefSeq, a predicted model, not a curated record
GGAGAACUGUGAGAGAACAGAGAGAACUCCCAGAGAACUGAAAGAGAACUGAGAGAACUCCCAGAGAACUGAAGAAGAACUAAAAGAACUGCAGAACUCUGGGAAAACUGAGAGAACUGAGGGAGAACUAAGAAGGAUCUAGCAGAACUGAGGGAGAGGGGAGCCUCCUUGAAGCACAGCCCCUUCUCCAAGGAGACCUCUCUGCCUCCUCCUCCUUGACCCCUGUUGUGUCAGUGGCCCCUGGGCCUCUCUCCUCGGGGGCAGCCGUUGGGUGGCGAGGCUGGGGGGCCGAGGCCGAGGCAGGGACAACCAGCGAGGGGUUGGAGCGGUGACCCCCCAAGGGAGGAGGAGGAGGGUGACCCCUCGGGGGCAGCCCUCGGCAACGGCGGGAGGCCCCCCAGGGAUGGCAGGGGCCUCCGCGGGCAUUACCACCCUCCCCGCCUUGCCCGAUGAUGGCGGUGGUGGCAGCGGUGGUACUUACCCCCCGGGGCACUUCAAGGACCCGAAGCGGCUCUACUGUAAGAACGGGGGCUUCUUCCUCAGGAUCAACCCUGAUGGCCGAGUGGACGGGGUCCGAGAGAAGAGUGACCCUCACAUCAAAUUGCUACUUCAGGCAGAAGAGAGAGGUGUCGUGUCAAUCAAAGGUGUAAGUGCAAACCGUUUCCUGGCUAUGAAUGAAGAUGGCCGAUUGUUAGCACUGAAAUACAUAACAGAUGAAUGCUUCUUUUUGGAACGUUUGGAAUCUAAUAACUACAAUACUUAUCGGUCUCGUAAAUAUUGUGAUUGGUAUGUUGCACUGAAAAGAACUGGUCAGUACAAACUUGGACCAAAAACUGGGCGAGGCCAGAAGUCUAUUCUUUUUCUUCCAAUGUCUGCCAAGAGUUGAUUUCAGUUGCAGAGUUUACAACAUACACUCCCCAUCCCCACAUAACAGAAAAAUGUGACCAAUAUUUGCCAGGAUCAAUUGUAUUUGUGGAUUGAUCUAUAAUUAUUACUAUGUAAAAUUAUGUAUAUUUUAGACUUCAAAACUGUUUGAUAUGCUGGAACCAUUGUGGUUUUUGCAUAUGUAUAAAUGUGUGUACAUUUGUAUAUUGAAUGUGACAGGAUUGAGAACUAAUACACAUUUAUUUCCAGUCAAAUACUACAUUCAUUUCUUUUACUUGAUUAGUUGGGGAAAGAAUUGAAAAAAUAGCUUGAACGAUUCAGUGCUUUUUAAAAAAAAUUAUGCACAGUUAAAAAUAUUUAGCAUUUGAAAUGAAAUAAUAUAUAUUUGUAUGGAAUUUAAUCUGGAAUAAUACACAUAUACAUUUUACUACAAGUAAUAUUAGAUGCCUUUUAAAAAAAUCUAAAUGUUUUGCAAACUUGUCAUGUUCCUAUAAUUUUCUGGCAGUUCUCUGUGGUACAGUUUAUAGAAAAGACCUGUGUACACAGCUGGAAAUUCCCUCAUAGUUAGAUCGAUCUUAUCAAACCCUUCAUGGUACCCAUACAGAAGUAGUCUAGCAAUGUUGCUGGUGAUUGGAGUUGUUUCUUUGGACUUGGCAAGGUCAGUUAGGUCCAUCCACUCACACUUCAGGCACUCCUGCUGGCAGAAACUGAUGCUGAAAGAAGAAGGUUCCAAGCGGCAGAUAAUAUACAUAUCUGACUUUCCAAAGGCUCCAGGGUGUCUAUGUUGCUGUCUUAUGCUUAGAAGAGACCUGAAUUCUGAUUUUAUGCCUGUCUCUUCAAAAACUUCUCGAACUGCUGUGCUCCCUGAAUGAAAGAGAGCUUUUUAUUAUGAUUUAGAAAACAAAGGUACUGUAGUUAAAUUGCAACAAAAGCAUGCAAGCUGCCAGGCUUUUCCAAACUCUACAUCUAGCUAAGUGGUACAAAAAUUUAGAGAAUUGGGAAGAAUCUACAAUCUGAAAACCAGGUUUAGUGUUGUGACCAUGAAUCAGAUCUGCAAUUAAAUUCACUUUCAAGACCGAGAAGAAUGGGUCUUUGUUGGGUAGAUGGGUUUCAGAUUAAAGCCACCUCUGCAGGCUAGGAUGAAGAGACAAAAGCUGUUCUCUGAAGACAAAAAGACAAGCUGGGAAUUUGUCCCUUGUCUUUGGUAAAACAUCAAAAUACUUUAACUGCUACCAAACAGAAGCACCGAGUAACAGGGCAAUCUUUUCCCCAGUAAAACUGGGUGUUAAAUUAACAUGAUACACUGUAAUUUAGUCACUGCUACUCUGUCCUUCCCUGACUCCUGGAUCUUAUAUUCACUCCCGCUUCCUUUGUAUCUGGAUCAAAGCUCCUAUUGAAUAUAUAUACUCUAAAAUCACUGGUACAGAUAUACUAAUGAAAAUGGUACAUAUCUGAAAAGAACCAUGAGGCUCUAUGUUGUUCCAUCUGAAAUUACCUAAUUCGUACCAAACAACUUUCUAUGUAGCGUUUCUGAGGUGCAGAAAUAAUCCUGCUUGAGACUGCUUUAACUGUCCUGGCUCAAUGCUAGGGAAUUCUGGGAACUGUAGUUUUGUGAGGCAUUUAGCCUUCUCUGUCAAAAAGCUCUGGUGCCACAAUAAACUACAAUUCCCAGGAUUCCCUAGCACUGAGCCAGGGCAAUUAAAGUGGUCUCAAAUUGGAUUAUUUCUGCAGUGUGGUUUGUAUCUAUGUUUCGUAAAAUUUAAGUUGUUUAUUAAAUAGCGUUGACCUAGAAAACACAACAUCAUGAUUUUCCAGCUUUUUGAAGAAAAUUUUCACAAUUUUACACCUUUUGGUUCCACAGUCUUGCUGAGAAGUAAAUUUCAGCUAUCUUUUAUAUAUAUAAAAAAUUGAAAACAGUACCACCACUUUGGAAUCACACAAUUUAUGUAAGAUUGAAUUGGUGGAAAUAAUUACAGUUCAUCUGAGAAUACAUUUAUCAUUGGAGUGAGUAGAAGCAGCCAGGAUAUAACAAACAUCUGGCUUAACCUGUACAAAUAUUCAAAACACCACCAAUAUAUUGAACCGGUGUGUUUUUGCUAUGUGCAUGUGGCCCUAGAAAUUAAAGUGGCAGCUUUUCUGAGUUGUUUACCAAGGUGAAGAUAUCUGACAAAACUUGAGUCUGAGGCUAUUUAAAUCAUAUAAACUCUAAUGUAUUUUUAUAACAAGCCACAAAAUUGCAACAACAAUGAAAUGAACCAGGCUCUUCAUUUCAAAGAAAUUUAAACUAUGACCACUUUGUGGGUUUCUGUAUUAUCUGUUUGAAAAGAAUUGCUCAAGACUUCAAUGCAAAGUUGAAUCCUUCAGUUUAGAUUUACAGGUACCAAACCACAUUUUGACUUUGUCUGUUCACACCUAUUUAUACACUAUUGAAAAUCAGUAUGGAACUUGUUCAGGCCACUUGUUUGGACUUCUGCGCCAGGGCCAUCUUUACAUCACAGUAAGUUCUAUUGAACUGAACAAGAGUUACCUUUGACUAGACAUGUAUGAUAUCGCUCUGCUCAUGUAAUUGUUCCAAAGACAAGCACUUACCAAUAUCUUCUCCUGGUUCAGACAAUCCCCCUGGAAAUUUCCAUACAUUUGUUGUCUGAAAUGGAAAUAAAAAUAACCAAUGCAUUAAUAUUUUUCUAUUUUUCCAUCUACAAUGAACUAGAAAUACAGUUCCUACAUUUGUUGACUAAUUCUUACUUAUUGCUGUUUGUUUUUCUAAUGUGAUUACCAAAGACAAUUAUAUGUCUGUAACAGUAUAUUCCAAGAAGACAUCUACUGAUUUGUCUAAUGACUAUUAGACGGUUUAUACUUGCACCAUUGCUGCUCAUUAACUAGGUAAAUAGUAAAAGGGACAUUAAGGAAGCUGCUAUAAAUAGUUGUAUUAUAUGGCCACUAUCCUGUACACAGUUAGGCAUGCUUAAUUCUAUGGGCUUAAGUGCACCUAACUCUGUGCUGGAUUGGAGCCUGCAUAAUCUAAUGUUUAAUCACAUAUAUUCUAGUUCAGUGUUUUGUUUUUACAAAAAAAACAGUCCAUAUUAUAAACAGAGAUUAUGAUUGUAGUACUGUUCUAUACUGCACUGGCUAUAAAGUUUUCCUUUGUGUCUGUAAUAUCCAAUAUGUGCAAAUGUGUCUUUCCCCCCCCCCCCCGUCAUGUGGCUAAAAAAUAAAAGUGAGAUUCCUCUGUGUUGUC